Molecule: messenger RNA, 1070 nt
Organism: Porites lobata
Lineage: Eukaryota; Metazoa; Cnidaria; Anthozoa; Scleractinia; Poritidae
Source: the annotation of a GenBank genome assembly
GAUCAAGCAUGCCGCGACCGUUUUAUUGUUGGCUUGGUGGACGAAACUUUACAAGAAAAGUUGAAUACUAAUGGUCAGCGUGACAAGAAUGGUAACAUUGUGGAGUUCCGUACUGUGGUUGAAAUAGCAAAGAAUUAUGAAUCCUCCACUAACGCUCGAAGGCUUAUGAGGCAAGUCCGUGAAGAUCAAGAGCACGUGAAUUGGACCGAAAAAGCACCCCAUUCAAAGCAAAACAGCACUCGCUCUCAAAGCCAAAGCAAUGGCAAAGAGUCGUCUAGAAAACAGUCUGAGUGUUACUACUAUGGGGCGACACCGAGUCACCCAAAGGAAAAGUGUCGUGCAUUUCUCCUUAAGUAUAAGUGCAGAAAAUGUGGCAAAGAAGGGCAUAUAGCUCGGAAAUGUUUGAGCAAACCUCAGGACGUGAAUGCAUUGGAUGAUUCAGUUUCUGAUGAUGGGCAAGAAACAUAUCAUUUCUUUACUCUGGACACUCACUUUGUGAGAUCGGUAUCUGUACAGAUGGGGAAAAAGUUUUUCGCGGCGAUCAAAUUAUCCGCAGCAAAAAAAUUUUUUACUUGGAAAACUUUGCAAUUAGGUACUGCGUCAACAACCAACACCCUUGCAGUGGAGGACCUCCACUGUGUCCAGCAGGGGUUGAUAUCCAUAGUCUAAUCAAACCCUCCUCUGCCAUCCUGAGUACCUAUGGAGGAGGUGUAAUAAAGCCAGUGGGGCAAAUAGCAUUGGUUUGUGAAACUCAAGAAAAGUUUCACACUCUUCAGUUUCAGCUGUUAAAUAAGGACGUCAUGGGAUCAGAGCCACCUCUUAUAAGUGGAUCUGAUUGUGUUAGAUUAGGCCUGGUUGAGAUAAGAGGAAACACCUGCUCCUUGGAUCGUAACAACCCAAAAGGGGGUGCCUCAGAAGUGUGCCAGCUUAACUCGGGACCUCUGCGCGGAAGAGUGGAGGAAAGUGGACCUCCUGAUCAGGAAGUCAGGCCCACCUCACUGAAUGGUAGUGCAACAGAAGAGAUUAAUUUGACUGAGGAAACCACCAGCACCUCUCCAGUACAUGGCACG